AUGUUCGUUGAUUCUCUUGUAGAAGGAAAAUUCCCAGUAAAAGCAUUAAUUGAUACAACAUCUAAAUACAAUACUAUUAGCAGGCGCUUGUUCGAUAAGCUUGAAGAAGAUUAUGGAAUACGUCAUAUCUGUGAUCCUGUUGAGAUUCUCUAUGGAGAUGUAAUAGCAAAAAUAAGCUUUGAAUUUUCUCCUGAAGCCCGUAGUUACCAUGCUAAAAUUGUAAUAGAUGGUAUGAGUAUCCCAUUAAUCGAAGAAGGUAGCAGGUCCAUAAGUGACUCGAAAAGUCAUAAAACCAGUUCCUUUAAAAAUAACUUAUCUAAAUCAACGGAAUCUAAACCUGGUCUAGCUCAAGAGGAGAUGGCACCCAAAAAAACCAACAAAGAUCCUGAUUCGCAACUGUCGGAGAAGCCUACCAAAUCAAGAUCAGCUCUUGCACAAUUGGCCAAGGACGAUAUUACAGCAAUACUUUAUACCAAAGAGCUAAAAGGUGGGUCUAAAAAAGUUUCGGAGUGGUAUAAAAUUGGUACCCCAAAGUGUAAUAAAAUAUGGAAGUCUGAGAACCCAUACUCAUAUGUUAAUUCAAUCGAAGAUGCGAACUUGCCCAACUGGUACCCUAAUAAUACCAAAAUCGAAAAAGCAAGAAUAUCACCCGAACUAACGCCUCAACGUGAGCUGGCUAAAGGCCAAGAAAUAAUUACACCCAAGGAACCUGUUAUCAUCAAACCAGAUCCCAUCAAA
Messenger RNA from Diversispora eburnea, 738 nucleotides. Lineage: Eukaryota; Fungi; Glomeromycota; Glomeromycetes; Diversisporales; Diversisporaceae. The record is from the annotation of a GenBank genome assembly.